GCGGCUAUGGUUCGCAUUUGUCUCAUCAACAGCGUGGAGGAUGUGCUCCACGAGAAGGUGAAAGAUGCCCUCAAAAUGGACGAUCCAUUUGAGGACGAGAGGCGAUUGCCCUUCAGCGUCGUCUCUUGCUCUGGACAGGACGAUGAUUUUCCUGCGAAUGAGCUGAGCAAAGGGGCAUCUGGUCGAGGAUGGCAAGCGCAAAGGUUUUGCGAAUACCCUCAAGAACUGGUGAUUGAGCUGCAGUGGCCAUCUCAUGUUUUCACAAUGCAGCUACUUUGCCAUGAAUAUAAGAUUUCCUCCAAGGUGGAAAUUUUCGCUAGUGUUCUGGCUAACGAGCAGAUGAGUAGCAAGCAGAUGAAAAGACUCGGUCAUCUAUCGCUGGAUCCAAACGAACGAACUGGUUUUCAGGCUCGUGAAUUGAAAAGCAUCCAGAUCAACGCGCCGGCCUCCUCGCUGCGGCUUGUACUGCACAAUUGCUACUCGAACAAGCUAAAUGUUUACAACCAGGUUGGCAUAGUUGCACUGGUGGUAACUGGCGAUCCUUUGAGUGAAGAACAAAUAAUAAUGCAUCAAUUGCGACACACAAUACCCUCUGAAAGUCCAAGACAGAAGAUUUUGGAGAAGAAAACGAAACCAAGAGGCGGUGUCAGCGAGAGUGCCAACGUUGAUUGCAUUACGGGGCAAAGAAUCCAGAGGCUGCAGCAGGAGAAACAGCAGGCCGUGGAAGAGGAAGAUUACGACGAAGCUAAGAGACUUAAGCUGCUGAUUGAAAAGCUCAAAACGUUGGGACAAAAAAUUAAAGAGCUGGAACGAAAGAAGAAGUUGGCUGUGGAAGAAGAGGACUAUGAUCAGGCCAAAUACUGCAAGUUGGAGAUAGAAAAGCUGCGUCAAUUAAACUCGGAGAAUUCUGAAGACGAAACAAGCGACAUGGGAGAUUUGUCAAAUGUGAUUCCUUGCUCUGCAAAGAACACGCAAAACGAUUUCAAUGGUGUGGCUCAUAGAGAAAGCCGUGAUAGCUCGACUCAGACGUCUGAGCAAGUUUCGGAAGACGAGUACAAGGAAGAACUACCCAUCCAUGGCAUAGACGACAAUGAUAUUCAGCAAACCGUAGAACAAACGUCUGGAACUUUAGCUCCAGAGCCCGUAUCUGUGCAACAAGAAGACAGGCCAACUUACAGGCAGGCUUUGCACGAAGACACAGUGGUAACUGAGAUGAGAACCUCUCAAGAUGAUCAAAGCAGCAACAGCGACGAGGUUUUGACUCCGGAGCCUCUGCCAGAAACGGUGGUGAAGGAGUUUUCGGACGUCUUGACCGUGAUGGAUCGCUAUCAUCUGGAAUGUCUUCUCAGCAAGCAUUGGCAGCUUCGUGACAAAUCACUCCAAGUCUUGGAAAAAGAGCUCGAGUCCAAAUCUCAUAUGUCUGACACAGUCACGUCUUUCAGAGCCAUCCACAAAGUUGUAACUCGAGGCUUGAACGAUCGAGUCUCGAAUGUUUUCUUCAGCUCCAUUCAGGUGUUGCGUGCGUAUGUUACGAGAUAUGCAGCCGAAGUUCAAAGCAGAGAGCUUCACUCCUGUUUGGGCGACAUUGCAUCGAUUCUUCGAGAUAAACUUGGCGAUUCCAAUGCAAGAACGAAAGAAGCUGCCGGUGAUACUUUGAUGUUCUUUGCGAUGGUAAAAGAAGCCGGACUCAACGUGAUCGCUCCUCUGAUGCUCAAAGUUCCAAAAACUCUGGCACUGUGGAAACCAAUCUUGGGACGCUUGCAAUGGCUCCUGGUGGGAAUACCAAAAUUUGGUUUGCAACCGCAGGGUCGGAGUGGAUCUCCCGGAUUUGCGACAGAACCUCUGAUGCAUUUCGUGGUCCACUGUUUUAACUAUCCAAACGGUGAAGUUCGCAGUGCCGCCAUGAAAGUGACCACAGAAGUCUACAAGAUCAUCGGUCUUGGAGUGGAGAAGUUCUUGAAAGGAGUCAAGCCUGUGAUUCGUGAGGUCAUUGUUGGACUGUUUGAGAAAACCGGGGAAGAACUAAGUGCUUCGUGUUCCAUGUCCAAAGUUUCUCCUUUGAAAGCUGCGACCGAGAAUCCAAAGCAGGGAAAAGGCUUCAGAUCUUCAGAGCCCAGUCCAAAUACCAACUUGCUUAUGAGCUCCUCAUCCCAGACUUUCCGGAAAGGAAAAACUAUCGUCGAUGGUUUUGAGAGGCAGUCAUGCCCGCAACCGGAAGCGGCACGAAACAGGUAUGCUGAUCGAUUGGAGGUUUCGCAAUCUUCUUCUUCAUCGAGUAGUUCCUGGAUCGACGCAGCAGGAAGUGAUUUCACCCAGCGAAGUGGCAAAGCGAGCAGCAGCAAGGCGGCAAUGCGAUUCGAACCUCACUAUAAAUAAACCGAGAGAGAAGCCAAGGGCGAAAUUUUAGGGCU
Molecule: messenger RNA, 2411 nt
Organism: Selaginella moellendorffii
Lineage: Eukaryota; Viridiplantae; Streptophyta; Lycopodiopsida; Selaginellales; Selaginellaceae
Product: centrosomal protein of 104 kDa-like
Exons: 19
Coding region: 7-2376 (789 amino acids)
Cellular component (GO): cilium
Molecular function (GO): protein binding
Source: RefSeq, a predicted model, not a curated record